Molecule: messenger RNA, 396 nt
Organism: Triticum turgidum subsp. durum (durum wheat)
Lineage: Eukaryota; Viridiplantae; Streptophyta; Magnoliopsida; Poales; Poaceae
Source: the annotation of a GenBank genome assembly
AUGCAGACGGCACCGAGCCUGAAACUGCUACCAGAAAGUGCCCGCAUCACUUGUACAGAGUACAAAGGGCUGAUCGACAAGGGGGAACCUCACGUGCUGUUGGAUGUACGGCCUGCUCAUCAUUUCCAAAUAGUUUCACUUUCCCGGUCUCUGAACAUACCACUCUCCGAUCUGGAGGAGAAGCUGCCUAUGCUCGAGACCUCAAUGAAGGAAACCUUGGAUGCCUCCGCCGUCUCAGAUAAACAGCCUUCCUUGUACGUCGUCUGCAGAAGAGGCAACGACUCACAGAGCGCUGUCCAGCUUCUCCGCGAGAAGGGCUUUCACUCCGCCAAGGACAUAGUCGGUGGCCUGCAGUCUUGGGCACAUGACGUCGAUCCUGAUUUCCCCGCAUACUAG